This is a messenger RNA of Wyeomyia smithii (pitcher-plant mosquito), 3389 nucleotides long. RefSeq names its product BLOC-3 complex member HPS1 (gene HPS1). The transcript is spliced from 8 exons. NCBI's taxonomy places the organism in Eukaryota, Metazoa, Arthropoda, Insecta, Diptera, Culicidae. Gene Ontology annotation, molecular function: guanyl-nucleotide exchange factor activity. Gene Ontology annotation, biological process: vesicle-mediated transport. Gene Ontology annotation, cellular component: BLOC-3 complex. The coding region runs from base 279 to 2078 and encodes 599 amino acids. The record is from RefSeq and is a predicted model, not a curated record.
AAAGCAAGGGCACGAAAGUAAUAAUAAUUUUAUUAAAGGUCUAUUGCGCAAGAAUGAAACGAUUUUUUCUUGAAGUUUGAACAAACGCUUGCAACAUUAUUUUAAAACGAAACAUUAUUUCCGAUAACGCGUAGCACUCCUCGAUUCUACACGCUCUACAUUGAAUCACAGCCGCGCAGACAGCAGCUACUGGAAGUGCCAAACGAAGGAGGAUUUUUUCAAAGACGAAGUUCUGAUUUCCUAUAGAAAACAUUGUGUUUGGUAGUACAUAUUUGAAAAUGGAAGGAGUAUUGAUAUUUGAUCACAACAAUGAUCUAAUGUAUCAAAAUUUAAACGAUGCUAUGCGUGCCAAAAUGUACAAACAUGCAACCGAGCUUGGACUAGUGCAGGACGAUAAAACUGACAUACGUGAAGAUCUUGACAGUAACGUGUUGAUACAAAUCUUCAGUCCUCUAAUCGCUUCGCAACGGAUUAUGAUGUGUCAGUUUGAUAAUGCAUAUACUUCGAUUCAGAUGGAGAACAAUUUGAACUUGGUAUUCGAUGAGUUCUUGGGUUAUCUGUUUGUGCAAAUAAGUACACUGGAAGUAGAACAAAUCAAACGUGAGCUGGGUGUCUGCAUAUGUUUUCUGAAGCAUAUAUGUGGUCCAAGUGUAUACAUAAUUAAAAAUGACACCAGAAAGUCUACAAUGCUGACGAACUUGAUAAUUACGUACCGCAAGCUGUACCGCGAGAACCAAGGCGUUUUAGUAGAGGCUAUCGAGCAGCUGUUGCUUAACGUUGACGUUAAAAAUACUGUGGUAUCUGCACUCCAGGCUGCAACGGAAAAACUAAAACAGGAUCCCCACUCUCAACGCAGCCAUUCGAUCAUGUUCGUUGGAAACAAAUUCCUUUCGCUUUAUAGCAGUCGUCAGGCACAGGAAUUAUCACCAGCGGAUAUGCUGUUUUUGAACAUAUUUUGUCAAACUUUAAAUCGUGGAGAGAAUUCCAAACGAAUUGAAUCGCAUGUGUUAUUUCUGCAAGGAUCGAAUAAUCACAAUACUUCUGGUUGCAUUCCACAUAUCAUCCACGUUUCGAAACUUUUUGACGAUGUGUUUUUGGUUCUUUUGAUAGAACAUGGUAACAUAAGUCUCUGUGGGAAUUUGUACGACGUAUUUUUCGCACUGCAGAAGUUACGAAAUUUGCAAAUGCAGAUGGAUGUCGAGAAUUUACGUUCGGCUUUCGACGGUUUAGAAACGUACGUUAAACACUCAGUAGAUUCGUUGAAAAAAAUUAAACACAACACUCCAGAGGCAGAUGAAGCUGUGAAACACUUUUUAUCCAAAUGGGAUAACUUGCGUAAACGAUAUAGUGAGUUCUUUAAAACUUCCGAUAGUGCAUUGAUAGUGAAGAUCGAAUCAAACAUGCCAAUGUUUGUUGAAGCGGUAAAGGAAGUCUUCAAACUACUCUGUGCUGAAUGCAGCACAUUGGAACACGGAUUGCAAAGAGUAUCAGAUAUAGCUGAUAUGGUCGAAGAUAAACUAACGGAAGUUUUCAACUUUCUGCAGGUUAAAUCACAGAAAAAUUUCAGUAUGGGAUCGUAUCUAGAAGAUUUUCCAGGUUUGGUCCACUUUAUUCAUAUCGAUAGAAACAAUGGAAGAAUUGUUGCACCUGGGCUGGAUCAAGAAGAUUCGUCUAAUAUUCUGAAGGAACGAAUUUGGUCUAUGGUGGAGCUUUCGCGUACUUAUCUCCACAAGGGUAAUAUGUCAAUGAUCUGGAAGGACAUCACCUAUAGUUACGGUUACUUUCUCUGGUUCGAGGACAUUAACGGAACGGCUCUGAAACCGAAGGAAUUUCCAGAUUUUUCAACCGUAUCAACAAAGCCACAGCUGAUACCCGGAAUUCUAGCGGGCGACUAUUAUCAGCGACUGAUAGAAACUUGUUUCCCGAGAACGGCUGCGAAUAAAAUUCGCUGUUACGAGCUGUAUUGCGUUCAUCUUGGAUUAGUGACAUCAACUAACGUACUGGAGCAUUGCCGGAGACUUGCCGUUACUAUCACCGACUUGACUGGGUGCGUCGGAAAUCCUAUCGAUUUACUGUAAUUUCAACAAAUUGUUUUUAUGUCUAGUGUUUUAAAUGUUAAUCAAACUGCAACCUCGCUAUUGAGGUUAUAGUUGUGUUUUUAAACUUCGUUUUCUUUUGCUAUUAUUUUAACUGUUUAAGCUAUGUGAGCUCCUGCGAAAAAAAUACCUGCUGGAUCAAUCAAAGAAAUAGUUAUCGGUUUCCGUUAUACUCUACUAAAUUUUUUGGAAAUAAAUAUUGAAAUUCAGUCCGCAAAUAUAUAUUUCGACUGUGACAUACAGUUUGCGGACUGAAUUUCAAUAUUUAUUUCCAAAAAAUUUAGUAGAGUAUAACGGAAACCGAUAACUAUUUCUUUGAUUGAUCUCAAUCACUCUGCUAAGACGCUCGUUAUAGAUUUUCUUAACCUGCUGGAUGUUUCGAAGAAUGUUUAAAUUUUUUCUCCAAAAUAAGAUUCGAACCGCCAAAAACAAAGUAAAUUUUUAAAAACCAAUCAAGCAGUCAUUUUGGUUGAAAUGUUCACUUUGCAGUCGUAAUUGGAUGUUAUAUUACAGUUAGCGCUGUAGACUGUUGACGCUACGCUGCUCUAUUAUGCAAUCAUAAAUCAGCAAAUCAUCACCGCGUACCUUAGUUUAGUACAGGUACGUGUCUAUUAUGUGUCGCUUCCGUGCUAGUAGUAAACCAAGUUGAUUUUUCAAUGACCGGAGGAUAGAUGAUGUCAUGGUAGUUUUUGUGGUUUUAACGGAAAUUUCCAUUGUACAGAAUCACAACUAAACCGUGACUUAUGAAAAUACCCUACAGGUUGGCAAGGAAUAUAUCCGAAACAGAUAGAUUUUAUAGAAUCACAAACUUAAAACCAAUGCGUUACUGCGAGUAUUGAUAUGCGAGUUUCAUUGGGAAUGAAACAUUUUCUAAAAUAUUUAAAAGGAAAAAUAUAUUUCAGUAUUUUUGAUUGUUUCAUUAUAACUUACAUCGUUAGUUUCUCUACUAGGCGUUUAUGGCUGGUGGUAAUAAUAUUCUAUAAUUGAAAAUGCUGUGUGAUCGAAUCAGCUCAAUUCACAUUCCAUAACUUACGGAGAGUAAGUAUUACACGCCAAAAGCUCGCUAUUUAACAAACAGGUUUUUGCAAACUACAUUACUAGCCCAAAUGUAUUAUUAAAAUUUCACGAUAAACUAAACAUAGUUUGAAUUAGUUAAAAAAUCGGUACUUAAAUAUGAUUAUAAAAAAAAUCGUAGAUCUUUACAAAUUUUUGUGAUAAAAUUGAUAUCUAUCAAAAGUUUUUAUUUUGUAAUAUAUAUUUUAUUUAAACAGAAAUAUAAUCAAAAAUAUCAGA